Molecule: messenger RNA, 1098 nt
Organism: Topomyia yanbarensis
Lineage: Eukaryota; Metazoa; Arthropoda; Insecta; Diptera; Culicidae
Exons: 1
Coding region: 1-1098 (365 amino acids)
Biological process (GO): DNA integration
Molecular function (GO): nucleic acid binding
Source: RefSeq, a predicted model, not a curated record
AUGGAUCGAGAAAUCGAAGAAAUGGUUUCAAACUGUGCUGAAUGUCAAUCGGUGAGACCAGAACCUGCAAAGAUGAGACUGCACUGCUGGGAAACUCCUACGGAACCUUUCCAGAGAGUUCACGUGGAUUUUGCGGGUCCUUUUAUGGACACAUACUUCUUCAUUCUGGUUGAUGCGUACAGCAAGUGGCCGGAAAUCAAAGUUUGCAGGUCGAUUACAGCUGAGAACACGGUGAACAUGUGUCGUGAAAUCUUCAGUACGUUCGGUAUUCCGUCAGUAUUAGUAAGCGACCAUGGCGUUCAAUUCACUUCGGAAACAUUUCAGCAGUUCUUACGAAUGAACGGGGUAAUGCACAAAAUGGGAGCACCGUAUCAUCCUGCUACCAAUGGACAGGCUGAGCGCUACGUCCAAACGUUUAAACAGAAAUUGAAGGCAUUGAAGUGCACAAAGUCUCAACUCAAUUUGGAGCUGUCAAACAUUUUGCUAACCUACCGGAAAAUGCUACAUCCUUCUACAGGACAAUCACCUUCGAUGUUAAUGUUCGGUCGGCAGAUUCGAUCGAGGCUAGAUCUACUUUUGCCGAAGAAUGAAGCUGGAAGGAGUAACAACUACGUCGUGCGACAGUUCCAGGAUGGGGAUCGAGUGCGUGUACGAGAUUUUUUGUCAAACAGCAAAUGGAAAUUUGGCAGAAUUGCUGAAAAGACUGGAAAAUUACGGUAUGUUGUACGGUUGGAUGAUGGCAGAGUUUGGGAACGUCAUAUCGACCACAUUGCUGGCGUUGGUGCCAAUCUGCGCGAUGUCUCGCUUGAAGGCUCGGCGGACAGUUCUCCAGAGAAGUUGGACGUUGAAAACUACAUUCAAGCAGUACCUGCAGUUGCAGAGUCGUUGGCGAAAACUGCUGGUAAUUUUGGUAUGGAGCAAACUUGUCCAACACCGGAGUUAUCUGGCCAAGAUUCGACUACAACUACAAGAGUGAUUCCUAAUCUGAUUGAAGUCGCUCCAGCUAACGGGACUCGUCAAAAUGCUGCUGCUGCUACCCCUCAAACCCUACGGCGCUCAAGCCGUGUGGUUAAACCGCCACAAAAGUUGAAUUUGUGA